CGUCUUGUCGUGCGUGAUUGGCGGAAGCAAAAAUUGCUUUGCGGCAGGCAAGAAGCAUACUCUCUUUUGGGCUUCCGCUCUUGACCCAUGUGAGAGACAGGCUGCAGUGAUGAGCCGGAUCAAAGCUACGAAGGGCCUCUUGGCUUUGAGCCAGCAAGACGAACUAGUGGAUUUGCCAACCAACUACCCCUUGAGUGCCAGCGAAGAUGAGGGGGACAGUGAUGGAGAACGAAAGCAUCAAAAACUUCUGGAAGCAAUUGGUUCCCUUAAUGGAAAAAAUAGGUGGAAAGUGCCUGAGAGAUCUGAGGCUAGUCUGAAAGUGUCUGAGUUUAAUGUUAGUUCUAAAGGUUCUGGAGAAAAAUUGGCCCUUUCAGAUCUGCUUGAACCUGGUAAGACCUCAUCCCCAUUGGCUGCUGUAAAAAAGCAACUGCGCAGAGUCAAAUCGAAGAAGACUCUGGAAUUACCUCUUAACAAAGGAGAGCUUGAACAGAUCCACAGAGAAGUGGCCUUCAGUAAAACUUCACAAACCCUCUCCAAAUGGGAUUCUGUUGUUCAGAAGAACCGGGAAGCGGAGCAGCUGGUUUUUCCCAUGCAGAAGGAGCCAUCUUCUUCCUUUGCUCCCAUGGAGCAUAUGUUUCGUGACUGGAAGGCAAGAACCCCUCUGGAACAGGAGGUCUUUAACCUCCUCCAUAAGAACAAACAGCCAGUGACAGACCCUUUACUGACCCCUGUGGAAAAAGCCUCCCUUAAAGCCAUGAGCCUGGAAGAGGCUAAGAUUCGCAGAGCAGAGCUUCAGCGGGCCCGAGCUCUGCAGUCCUACUAUGAAGCCAGGGCUCGAAGAAUGAAGAAAAUCAAAAGUAAAAAAUACCACAAAAUUGUGAAGAAAGGAAAGGCCAAGAAAGCCCUUAAAGACUUUGAGCAGCUGAGGAAGGCUGAUCCAAAUGCUGCGCUGGAAGAACUGGAAAAAAUCGAGAAAGCCAGAAUGAUGGAGCGAAUGAACCUUAAGCAUCAGAACAGUGGGAAAUGGGCCAAGUCAAAGGCAAUUAUGGCAAAAUACGACCUGGAGGCCCGCCAAGCUAUGCAAGAACAAUUGGCUAAGAACAAGGAACUGACACAGAAGCUGCAAGUUGCUUCAGAGAGUGAGGAAGAGGGAGGUGUUGAGGAGGAAGAAGCCCUAGUCCCUGACAUAGCGAAUGAAGUACAGAUGAAUGCUGAUGGACCCAACCCAUGGAUGCUCAAGAGUUGCAGCCGGGAUGCAAAAGAUGAUGAGAUCCAGGCAAACUCUGAACAACUGCCUGAGCCUGCAGCUCAUGAGGUCUCUAAAAAUGAGGAGACUGAAAAACCCAUGGCAGAGGAAGAUGUUUUGUUAAAAGAAUUUAAAGAAAGGAGAUCCCAUAGGAAAAAAGCUGAGCUCAGCCAGGAUGCUGAGCUAGUGGGUGGCCCAGAACCAAAAGCUUCUACCAGCCAAGAGGUAUUAUCUGAAUUGAGGACAUUAUCUAAGAAACUCAAGAAGGAAAAUCAUCUAUCCAAGGAGCAAAGCGAGAAUUCAACAAAAACUGUUCCCCUGGUCCAGAAAGAGGAACCUGCCGCAGAGGAAGAGGGGCCUCUAUUGCUGCAGAGACCAAAGAGAGUGCGAACUCUGGAGGAACUGGAAGAGCUAGGUGAAGAGGACUGCCUUCCAAAUAAGGAGCCCCCUAGACCCGCAGUACAAGGGGAGCAAAUGAGCAGGAACCCACAAAAUCAGCCCAAGGGAAAGAGCAAGAAGGAGCAAAUGAUCAGUCUACAGAACCUCCUGACUACAAGAACUCCUUCUGUGACAUCACUGGCGGUCCCCACAGCAGUAGAGGAGUUGGAAGAGGAAGUGGAGAGAGACCAAAAGCAAAUGAUAAAGGAAGCUUUUGCAGGGGAUGAUGUCAUCAAAGAGUUUUUAAAAGAGAAGAGUGAAGUUAUCCAGGCCACUAAGCCAAAGGACAUAGAUCUGACUUUACCUGGCUGGGGAGAGUGGGGUGGGAUGGACCUGAAGCCCAGUGCCAAGAAAAGACGCAGGUUUCUUAUUAAAGCCCCUGAAGGUCCUCCAAGGAAAGAUAAGAAUUUGCCCAAUGUGAUUAUCAGUGAGAAGCGCAACAUCCAUGCUGCAGCUCACCAGGUGCGGGUGCUUCCAUAUCCAUUCACCCACCAUCAGCAAUUUGAAAGGACCAUCCAGACUCCUAUAGGAUCCACAUGGAACACCCAGAGAGCCUUCCAAAAGCUGACAGCUCCCAAAGUUGUUACCAAGCCAGGCCAUAUUAUCAACCCCAUAAAAGCUGAGGAUGUGGGUUACCGUGCUUCUCCAAGGUCUGACCUGUCUGUCCUGCAGAGCAAUCCAAAGCGACACUUCAAACAUCCAAAACAGCUGAAGAAAAGUUCUGGAGACUGAAAUGUCUGAGGAAUAGCCUGAAUAUAUUCCUCU
Messenger RNA from Acomys russatus (golden spiny mouse), 2449 nucleotides. RefSeq names its product UTP14A small subunit processome component (gene Utp14a). The record is from RefSeq and is a predicted model, not a curated record. Bases 110 to 2416 code for a protein of 768 amino acids. Lineage: Eukaryota; Metazoa; Chordata; Mammalia; Rodentia; Muridae. The transcript is spliced from 15 exons. Gene Ontology annotation, biological process: rRNA processing. Gene Ontology annotation, cellular component: nucleolus; small-subunit processome.